Pistacia vera is the source of this 2342-nucleotide messenger RNA. Its product is annotated as serine/threonine/tyrosine-protein kinase HT1. Gene Ontology annotation, molecular function: ATP binding; protein kinase activity. Gene Ontology annotation, biological process: protein phosphorylation. The coding region runs from base 587 to 2056 and encodes 489 amino acids. Lineage: Eukaryota; Viridiplantae; Streptophyta; Magnoliopsida; Sapindales; Anacardiaceae. The transcript has 4 exons. The record is from RefSeq and is a predicted model, not a curated record.
UGGGAAGAAUUCUAUUUUGAUAAACAGCGUAAGAUCGUGUCCUUGUUCACAGCAUCUAACAAAUCUGUGAUGCUCAAAGAUUAGAGUUUUGUCAAAGUCCAAAACGCCACCGUUCCGUGGUGGGCUCUUAAGGAAGGUGGUGUUUGACUUUGAAGCCAAAAAGGAGGAGAAAAAACUAGAUUGUCUUGGGAGGUGAGGGGUCUGGUUUUGAACUUGUGAUAAGGAUUAGCUUUGAUGGUGGGAUAGAAAAAAUUAUUAUUAUUAUUUUUUUUUUGUACGGAUUUUUUAUGGUUUUCAAGGGAUAUUGGCUUUGAUGGAGAUGAGAUUGGGUUCAAGGAUUGGUCUUAUUUAUUGGUUUGAUUGGUUUCUUGAUUUUAGCGAAGUCAAAAUUUGAUUCUUCAGUGUUCUGCUUGUUAAUGGGUUUGACGAUUGUAAAUUUCAUCUGUUUUGUAAGUUAUAUUGGAUUUCGUGAGCCUUCUACUACUUUUCAGCUGAAUAAUAACAAGGAGGUGAACAAGUUUAGAAAAUUUUCAAUUGUCUUUUAGGAUUUCAGGUUUUGAAUUACUGGGAAAAGAGAAACAGGGAAAUGGGCGACGAGGCUAAUUCUUGGAUAAGGAGAACAAAUUUUUCUCACACUGUUUGUCAUAGGUUUGAUUCUUCUAGAUUGGCUUCUAUUAAUUUUACUUUACCAGAAAGGACUUCUGGAUUGAAAUCAAGGCCCGUCACAGCCUCUUCCAAUGACAAAUCAGUUCCCAGUAAUUCACAGAUUCAGAGAAAACCAAUCAAGAAGCAGAGAUCUUUAUCUCCCCAGCCUGAAACAGUUCUCUCUGAUACGUUUAAGGAAGCGAGGUCUAAUACUAAAAGGUUUUCAACUCCACUUCCUGGGAGAAAAAAAUCAGUGAAAGAGAAAGGACUUAAGGGAAAGUUUUCACAUAAACUUUCCCAUAAAGAUUCCAAGCCAUCAUUAAAUUCAUUUAGUACAAGCCCGCUUAAUCACUUGGGUUCUCUGAGAAUCAGUGAUAAAUUCAAGACCAGAAAGGAGUCAGCUUGGACCAAGUAUUUUGAUCACGGUGGAGGCAGGGUUAACGCGGUUGGGGCUGCAGAUGAAUAUGGUGUUGAUCUUGCUCAGCUGUUUCUCGGGCUUAGGUUUGCUCAUGGGGCACAUAGCAGGCUUUACCAUGGGAUAUACAAGGAUGAGCCUGUUGCAGUGAAGAUUAUUAGGAUACCUGAUGAUGACGAAAAUGGAAACAUGGCAGCUCGGUUAGAGAAGCAAUUUAGUCGGGAAGUUACUCUUUUAUCUCGGCUCCGCCAUCGAAAUGUCAUCAAGUUUGUAGCAGCAUGUAGAAAGCCACCGGUAUUUUUUGUCAUCACAGAAUAUCUAUCAGAAGGUUCCUUGAGGGCAUACCUGCACAAGCUUGAGCACAAAUCCCUUCCCUUACAGAAAUUGAUUGCAAUUGCUCUAGAUGUUGCACGGGGAAUGGAAUACAUUCACUCUCAAGGCGUCAUACAUCGAGAUCUUAAGCCAGAAAAUGUCCUUAUUAAUGAAGAAUUCCAUCUGAAAAUUGCUGAUUUUGGCAUAGCUUGUGAAGAGCAGUACUGUGAUGCAUGGGCCGAUGACCCAGGAACUUAUCGUUGGAUGGCACCUGAGAUGAUCAAGCACAAACCGCAUGGGCGAAAGGUUGACGUUUACAGUUUUGGACUUAUCUUGUGGGAAUUGGUGGCCGGAACAAUCCCAUACGAGGAUAUGAAUCCCAUCCAAGCUGCUUUUGCAGUUGUGAAUAAGAACUUGCGACCUGUUAUUCCAAGGGAUUGUCCACCUGCCAUGGGAGCUUUAAUUGAGCAAUGUUGGUCCUCGCAUCCGGAGAAGAGGCCUGAGUUUUGGCACAUUGUGAAAGUAUUGGAGCAAUUUGAAUCUUCACAUGCCCGUGAUGGAACCCUGAAUCUGGUACAAAACCCAGCUUGCCAAGAUCAUAAGAAAAGGCUCCUUCACUGGAUUCAAAAGCUUGGUCCCGUGCAUCCUAAUAGCUCUCCAGUGCCUAAACCUAAAUUCACAUGAAUCUUCCUUAUGACCUUGCUUUUGUUAGUGUCAGCAGGUCAAAUUGUAAUUAAAAGGUUCGUUUCUAAGCCUCUUUAUUUGUACUAUUAUGACACAUUCAUGUGAGAGUGAAUGAAUAGAUAAGUAGGUUUGCAUUCUGUUCAAAAUGUCUUUGAUUUUUAUUUAUACGUACACAGAAAGUGAAUCAUCAAUUAGGUGUCCUGGAAAGAAUAAAUAUUGGGUUUAAAAACAGCAAUUUUUUGAAGGCUGUUUGAAAUGCUGCUUUUGGUAGAUUCCUUUCUUUAAA